UUGCACAUUUGAAAACAUCGCGAAAAGUUGAUUUAGAAAAGUACAUUUUUGUUUCUGAUGAAAUUCCUUGUAGUCUAGUGUAUUUAUUCAUAAGUAACAAAAUUUUUUUAUUAAAAAGUAUUGCAUCAAUCCCUUUAAAUUUUUAUACGUGUUAAAAGUAAAUGUAUAUAAAUUCCUUUUUAUUUUUAUAAUAUCACCGUAAAAAUUACAACAUUAUGAAUAUCAAUUUCAUACUAAAUUAAUUACUAUAAUUAUUAUGUAUGAAUACAUAAUAAUUAUAAAUCAGGAUAAAAUUAAGGGAAUAAGAGUUAUGAUUGCUUUUGAAAUAAUCUAUCAAUCUCUUAAAAUUAAACACUAUCUACAGAUUUCAUCGAAGCGUUUCUUUGUGAUUUUAAUCACUGUCAGAUAUCAUCUAUACUUGUCCCAACUAUGCCACGUCCAUACUAUGCUGCGACCCCACUGUGCUACCGUUUUUAACUUAUGGACUAUUCUAACAAAUUAAAACAUACGUUUUUAAUCAACAGUUGUGUGUUUGUUAAAAUUUACCACUUUUGAAUACUCCGUUGCUAUUCCAAACACUUCAAAAUAGUCCAUUUUGCCGAAAAUUAUAUGGUUUAUAGACUUAUUGGACGAUAACUACGUUUACACAAAACAAAAACAUGACAACAAUAAAAAUACCUGCUCAGCUACGCAUGGAAGCUAAAAAAUAGACAUUGAUAAACGCUAUGGUUUUACUAAGUUACUAUUUCGUCACACUUAGCGCAAAAUUACAUAGGUCGAUAACAACUUUAGAAAAAGUACCCAUUUUGUAGGAAUAUUAAAAAAAGUACUUCUCGCCGUAAAGAAUUCUUGAAGUGUUAGUAAACAAAAUACCUGCAGUAAUCAGUGUCAUUUUGAAUUAUAUUGACAAUACAAACAAUAACUUAAUACAUAAUAUUAAUAUAUUAUAUACCUCAAGCAUUUCUUAAAUUAAAAUAGAAAAACAAUUUGUACUCAGUAUUACUCUAGAAUGAUUAUGAACAAAUCACCAGUGUUUUUCAUAAGUUCUUUACUGGGUCUUUUUCCAAGCUAUGACUAUCAUAACUUAUCUAAGAAAGUUGGUAUAGUGAUUAUAGUUUUACUUUUAAUUUAUUAUUAUGAAGAUUUAAAAUAUAUAUUGUUAAAAGCAGAAUAUACUAAUUAUAACAAAAUUUGGUGCAUAUUACACACAACGUUAAAUAUAUCAUUGUUGUUAAUAUGUUAUAUUAAUUCAAUUGUUAAUUACAAUCUCUACUCAAGUUUUACUAAUAAUAUUAGCAUUAUUGAUAAUUUAUCAAAACAUUUAGAAAUAAGUUUUAAUUACAAUGUUAGUAAUUAUAAAAGCUACACAAAUAUUUUAUUAAUUAUAUUUUUGACAAUUAGUUUUGAAAUAUUUCAUCAAUUAGCUUUGACUGAACAAAAUUUUCCAUUGGUAAAUCUGGUUGAAAUUGCUUGUGUACCAAUGAUUUGGCUACAAGUAUUUCAAUUAGAUAUUUUAUUAAAACAAUUAGCAAUACGGUUCAAUUAUGUUAAUUAUAUAUUGGAAACAAACAUAGAAAAAAUGAUGAGAACUUAUUGGAUUCAAUGGUGUCCGAUUGGUUCAAAAGAAAUAUCUAUACUUAAUCACAUUCAUCUAUUAACAUACACUUCAUUCAAGGAAAUUUGUUUAUUUUACAAUAUGCAACUACUUGUCAUAAUACCAAGAGUAAUUGUAUCAAACAUUUUGCCAGUUCAUUAUAAUGUGGUUUUGGCAUUUUCAUCCAAAAAGAAUAGUACUCCCUGGUCUCAAAUAUUUACAUUAUCAAUGAUUAUUCUAACAAUUUAUCCAAUAAUUCAUUUGGUUAAGUGUGCCAGUGAAACAAUAAGUAAAGCAACACAAAUAACUGAGUCAAUACAUAAGUUGUUAGAUCAAGAAUUAGAACAGAAAUUUGAAGAUGAACUAUAUAUAUUUUCACAACAAUUGUUACACAGACCAAUGAAAUUUUCUGUCAAAGAAUGUUUUGCUAUUAAACCUUCACUCAUAGCUUCAAUGCUCGAGUUGAUAGUGACAUAUGUAAUUAUUCUUUUACAAUUUCAAGACUCAAUACAUUUAAUUUUGCCAGCUCAGUUUUUAGUCAGCCCUAAAAAUUAAUCAAUAUAUUACAUACCAAUGGCCAUCCUAUAGUAUGUUGUACUUUUCCAGGAUAAUGAUUUUCUGGUUUUACUUCCCAUAUUUCUUUGAUUCCUAAUCCAUAAGAUUGUGAGGAACAAUUUUCACGGAGAUUGAAUUUUUUAAAUAGUUGUUUGGUAAGAUGUCCAUGACAG
Daktulosphaira vitifoliae (grape phylloxera) is the source of this 2322-nucleotide messenger RNA. RefSeq lists its product as uncharacterized. The transcript has 8 exons. Gene Ontology annotation, cellular component: neuronal cell body; axon; membrane. The record is from RefSeq and is a predicted model, not a curated record. The coding region runs from base 1010 to 2149 and encodes 379 amino acids. Gene Ontology annotation, biological process: sensory perception of taste. Lineage: Eukaryota; Metazoa; Arthropoda; Insecta; Hemiptera; Phylloxeridae.